Messenger RNA from Dendroctonus ponderosae (mountain pine beetle), 1640 nucleotides. Its product is annotated as zinc finger protein 658. The transcript has 5 exons. Lineage: Eukaryota; Metazoa; Arthropoda; Insecta; Coleoptera; Curculionidae. Gene Ontology annotation, biological process: regulation of transcription by RNA polymerase II. Gene Ontology annotation, molecular function: DNA-binding transcription factor activity, RNA polymerase II-specific; RNA polymerase II cis-regulatory region sequence-specific DNA binding; zinc ion binding. Gene Ontology annotation, cellular component: nucleus. The record is from RefSeq and is a predicted model, not a curated record. The coding region runs from base 187 to 1560 and encodes 457 amino acids.
GGAGUUUUUGUUAGAGGUGUUUUGUGGUUUGUGUGUAGCAAACGUCAAGUGGCUUGUAUGCGGUUUGGUUAUAGUUGUUUAAUUUUGGGUUAAACAAGUUUUAAUCUACAGCAUUACUUCUGUAUACAGCAAAUAUAUAACAUUUGGAAAGGUUUACUGAACUCACAGUCUGCAAGAGCUAAUAACAUGGAUAAAUACGAAGUGUUGACAUCCAAAUCCUUCGGGUUAAUUUGCCGCACUUGCCUUAUGCAUACAGAACUGUUUUCAAUUGAGGAUGUGAAUUGGGAAGGCAUACAAUUAAAGGAAAUAAUACUUAGUUAUACGUCUUUGGAUUUAGACGUGCCUGAUCGCUUUCCUACAACAAUGUGCAGUGGGUGUAUUCGGCAAAUGUACCAAACCUACCACUUUCUGCACAAAAGUAAAAAUUCCGAAUGGCUUCUGAAGAAAAUAUGUUUGCGGGAACAGAAAAACAGCCAAAGUCAUGACGAGUCUAUGACCGAAGACACUCAGGUUGAGUCUGAAUAUAAUCAACUGAACGCCAACCGUACGAUUAAUGAAGACGAUAUGGAUGAAGCGGCAGAUGAAACACUUCUAAACGACGACUCAGAUAUUUUGCAGGAAAUCGAGUCUAUUAAAAGUGACAUUACGAAAAUACAGGCUGAUCAAAAAUUUCAAUUAUGUGAAGACAAAUUAAUUGCAAAAGAAGGAACCAAAGGUUUCUCUUUUACGUGUAACAUCUGUACGGCUACUUUUAACAGUCGCCAAGAAAUCCAGGAUCACAAGCAGGCCAAACAUAGAAAAUAUUUUAAGUUUUCGUGCGAACGUUGUGGCAUCCGAUUUCAGCGAAUUCAGCAACUAGUAGCUCACAUAAGAGUUCAUACGGGCGAGAAGCCGUAUAACUGUAACAUUUGUGGCAAGUGUUUUACUUUUAAGGCUUUGUUGGAAAAACACUCGAUUCGCCAUAUUGAACUCCAAAAAUCUUAUCAAUGUAUAUACUGCGAUACAGUUUACACUUCCAAAGAAACUCUCCGGCAACACGAAAUGUCACACACUACUGAAUUAUUUGAACCGACAAGCGUACCAAACCAGCCAAUUCAAGAUGACCCUCAUCGACCUUCUGUAACGAUGGUAGAGGGUGGCUACCAGUGUAAUGUAUGCAGUAAAGUGCUGCAAUCUGAAGACGUGCUGAACGAUCAUUUUAGAUCGCAUGGACCCAAAAAUCACAUCUGCUCUGUUUGUGGCAAGUCCUAUAUUAGCAAGGAACGACUGGCUAUGCACAUCAACAAUACACACAACAAAAAACAUAUGUUGCAUUGUGGAAAGUGCUCAGACGUAUUUGCAACACAUAGAGCACUACAAUUACAUAUGCGAUCGCAUACCGACAGAGCCAAGCCAUUUGUGUGCGACAUAUGUGAAAAAGCAUUUCGACACGAGACAAACUUUGUUAUUCAUAUGCAAAGUCACAACGGCGACAACACUUACGCAUGUAAUACAUGCGAGACUGGUUUCAGUGAUUUCCAAAGUUUAAAAGAACAUCUCGUUACACAUGCCCGAUUGUGAAAUAUGAGUGGUAAUUCUAAAAUAUAUGUAUAUGUAGAUAGUAUUAUUUUUCUUAAUAUAUUUGGGGUUUAGGAACACUA